This is a messenger RNA of Periconia digitata, 1557 nucleotides long. NCBI's taxonomy places the organism in Eukaryota, Fungi, Ascomycota, Dothideomycetes, Pleosporales, Periconiaceae. The record is from the annotation of a GenBank genome assembly.
CAUCCCUGCGCGACGGCCGUAGCGGUGCCUCGAUGCGCCCAAACUCCGGUCUGCACGAGAGCGAGAGAGCCAUGGCCAGUGCAGCACCACCGCCAGAGCCUGCUGCCUGCUUGCCUGCCACCGCUACGCCAAAAUGCCCAGGGUGUGCGGGCCUCGACGCACAGCUCGACAGGUGCACAGGUGCAACGCGGCAGGGGUCGAGGCUAUGGGCGUCGUCGACCACCACGACGUUAAGCCCACAGUCUAUUUACGCACAUGCUGCUCGUUCGCACAUGCUGGCUGCCUGCUUGCCUGCCUGCCAUCAAAUAGUACCCCAACCGGCGAGUUACUCACUAUCUAUAUCUGCUCCCCCGUCCCUCCCGAGUCCCUUUCCACAACAAGAUAUAUAUCCAUCCUUCCAUCCCCCCCUCCAUCCAUUCCCUCAUCCUGCUCCUCUCACCUCACCCACAUACCACCUACCUUGCUUGGUCCACAUACCCUCCCUCCUUCAUACACAUCCCCACUUCUAUUCACCACAACAACAGCAAUAACAACCACCAUCGUCGUCAUGCAUAGACACGCCGCCUACCAGUAUCCCGCCGCUCCCACUGCCCCUGCUCCCACACGAUACAGCGGAACUUCAAGUGCUUUCUCCGCCUCGGCCAACCCAAACGAAGACUGGACCAAGAUUUCAGAUCUAGCGGAGCGUCGUCGAAUCCAGAACCGCAUUGCCCAGCGUAACUACCGCAAGAAGCUCAAGAAGAGGCUCGAAGACUUGGAGCGUCGUGCCGCCAGCAGCUCAGCUUCGCCUGAGCCAAAGCCUGCUCAGCUGGCCGCAUCUCAGCGUUCUCCUCGACAAGUAUUCCCUCCUUCGCCCGCCUCAUCAGAGUCGGAUUUCCGUAGGACCCCGGAAGCUCCCAACCACUACGCUCACGAGGAGCACAUGUUUGGCCGCCAGUACACAGACCGUCAACUCUCCACCUCACCUCCUCCCUUCUCUUACUCCACCUACCCAGCGCCAGAGACUGCUUCCUACCCACUGCCGUACACGACGACCGCCGCUACUCCCUACCACUCGGUCCCCACCUCCAUCUCACCAGAGAUGACCACCUACGCUGGCUACCUUCCACCCAUCUCUGCUGCCUACCCCACCACUCUUCCCAGCCUCUCGCAGCCUGUGAAGAGCGAGUACUACCCCGAAGACGACAUCGUCCCCCACCCGUUCGCUUCUGGUUACCAACUCAUGGGUGGCAUGGAGGCUCAUCCUCAUCACCCUUAUUCUGAAAACGAUGCUCAUACAUCACCACUUCUCGACUCCUUCCUGCCCCAACAAUGCGCGCCAUCUCCAGAGAUGUCGUACCCAGUCACCCCCGAUUCCAUGCCACGCACUCCGCCACUUGAGUUGGUGCAGCUUGCGUGAGCGCGAAUCCUUUCAUGGAUGGCCGUCCAAGCUGAGGGCUUUUGGUGCGCGAAUCUCUUUUCUUCGCUUCUUAGGAUCCUCGGAUCCUCUUUUUUUUUCUUUCUGUACAUUAUUUCCUCGUCCCCUCUGGUUAUUUGGGGGUUUCUUGUUCUCGCAUU